AUGAUGACGAUAUUUAGAGGGAGGGAGCGCAGGGCGUUGGCGAUACGCAGGAAUAUGGUGGCCCGCAGGUUUACCCGCUGUGCGGAUCAAGACAACAUAACGCACUUCAAAGUGGUCAGGAAAACCAUGAGGUACCGUCGUUAUAAACUCAUCAUUGCCCAGGCUCUGUUGUAUUUAUACAUGUUGGCUUUUGGCAUAUUUGCAAUACUUUGGAUAGGUGUCAUGAUUUAUGUUGCACGUUAUAUAAGAGAUUUGAAACCGGAGAGGUAUAUCCCUCAGAGUGACGUCAUUGCAAGGGACAUAGAGAUUCGCUUAGCGGAGGCUCUGAAGGUGGAUAAUGGCACAGGAUGUCAGAUACCAAAACUGGAUCCAUUUUCGCCUGAGAUAAUGAUCUAUGAUAAGAAUCUGCCCCAUAUCGUGUGCAAAAAACUGGCUUGGGUCAGAUGUCACCUAUUCAAAUGUAAAGUCACGCCAAAGAUAUUUAAAGAAGUAACGAACAUAGAAUGUUUUUACCACGACAUCAUCUAUGUAGACGACCUCCACUUCAUAGUUAAUAGACAGUGGACUCAAGUUAUCGGAAACGGUGUUUAUUUCCUCAAAGAGUCAGAUCAUAUUAUGGCCGAUUGUUUCGGAGUGUUUAAAAAUGUAAAUAUUUCAUGGCGAGGUGUGGCAGCGGGAUUCCGAUCGGAGGUCGAAAUUCCCCCGCCGGUGCCGUUGGAAAGAGACCACACCAUCAACGUCUUAAUUUUUGGCUUUGACUCUGCCUCCAGAAACGGCUUCAUCAGAAAAAUGCCUAAUAGUUAUAACUUUUUGAAGUUGGGCUUGAAUGCUACUAUUUUAACCGG
Molecule: messenger RNA, 845 nt
Organism: Hyposmocoma kahamanoa
Lineage: Eukaryota; Metazoa; Arthropoda; Insecta; Lepidoptera; Cosmopterigidae
Exons: 5
Source: RefSeq, a predicted model, not a curated record